AUGGAGGGCACUGGGGAGCCGCAGUCCCCUCUCUUGGCGCAGUGGGAAGCCGUAAGCGCCAGCCAGGGCAUCCCUGGAGACCGGGCUCUGUCGCCUAGUCUAGGCAGCGGAGUGCCGCGAGGCCGCCCGCCUUUUGCCCCCCGGGGGGUCCCCAGCCCAGAGCUGCCCGGCGCCCUUCGGCCGCGUGCCGGCGCACGCUCUCCGCCAGGCGUGUCAUGGGAACGCGGGGCGCUGCGCGCGCAGGCCCAACGCAAACUUUCUGCAAGUGCAACUUGGGCAUCCCCCGGGGAGGCGGGGACGCAAGGCUCCACGGGAGGAGGGGGCACGAAGCGAAAGCGAAGGCGUCAUUCUGAUGGAGCCCCCUUUGAGCAAGAGGAACCCGCCAGCGCUGAGAUUAGCGGAUUUGGCAACGGCUCAGACCAGGCCGUUUCAGAAUAUGACAGGCUUCCCGGCGCUGGCCAGCCCGCCCGCCCACUCCCAACACCGCGCCACAGCAGCCCCUGCUCUAAAACUUUCGGCACCAUGCACGAGCUGGUGAAUCACGUCACGGUGGAGCACGUGGGCGGCCCCGAGCAAAGCAGCCACGUCUGCUUUUGGGAGGACUGUCCGCGCGAGGGCAAGCCCUUCAAGGCCAAAUACAAGCUCAUCAACCACAUCCGCGUGCACACCGGCGAGAAGCCCUUUCCCUGCCCCUUCCCGGGCUGCGGCAAGGUCUUCGCGCGCUCCGAGAACCUCAAGAUCCAUAAGCGCACUCAUACAGGGGAAAAGCCUUUCAAAUGUGAAUUUGAUGGUUGUGACAGGAAGUUUGCCAACAGCAGUGAUCGAAAGAAACAUUCCCACGUCCACACCAGCGACAAGCCCUACUACUGCAAGAUCCGAGGCUGCGACAAAUCCUACACCCACCCGAGCUCCCUGAGGAAGCACAUGAAGAUUCACUGCAAGUCCCCACCGCCUUCUCCAGGAGCCCUGGGUUACUCAUCAGUGGGGACUCCAGUGGGUGCCCCCUUGUCCCCUGUGCUGGACCCAACCAGGAGUCGCUCUAGCACUCUGUCCCCUCAGGUGACCAAUCUCAAUGAGUGGUACGUCUGCCAGGCCAGUGGGGCUCCCAGCCACCUCCACACCCCUUCCAGCAACGGAACCACUUCUGAGUCUGAAGAUGAGGAGAUAUACGGGAACUCUGAAGUUGUGCGGACGAUACAUUAGAAGUCAUUAGUAAUCAUAAUAAGUAAAAUAAUAAGUGGGAGCCCUUGGACCAUAUCCUAACCUGAGACAAUGCCGAGCCUGAGACAAACCCAUGACUCAGACUUGCCACCGGGUCUAAUUAGCCCUAUUUAUUCGGUAUGAAACCCUAUGGUGUUUGUACAUUUAAUUAAUUUAAUUAAGAUAUUUGGGCUUUUUUUUUUUCUUAGAAAACAAACAAACACAAAACCCAACCAAGCUGGACUUGUAUGUUGCAGGGGGACAGGCCUGGGAGCAAACUGUACCAGGGGAAAUGAAAGGAGGGAUCAGUUAAUCGAGAUACACACUGCCAAUGCAAUAUAUAUGGUUUUUAAAAGGGUGAGAGAAAGAGCAUGAAGUCAGAACUCCACACAGCAACAAGGCCCUCUGCAUUUCCUGGAGUGCCUCAUGAAUGCCUUUGACACCAUAAUGCGCUUCUCUGGAGUCUCUGCCUCCUGCUUGGGCCCUAAUUCUGCAAAGCCCUCUUGAUUGUAAACCACACACUUGCUGCAUUGCCCACAGAUCUUGGACUAUACCUGUGUCCAAAAAUAUUUGUAAAAAACCCUUUAAGUUCUAAUACUUAUAAUUUUUGAUUUCUAUUCUUAUUACUGAUCUCACUGUAACGCUAUUUUUAUACAGGAUUAUUUCUUCAAUACCCUGCUUGUAUGAUUUAACAAAGGAAAAAAAAAGAUGCAGCAACCUUAGUUCAUCUCCAUAUAUUGUGCUACUGUGAUUGUCAAGCUAAGUGGAGAGAAGAAAAAGCUGCUGUCAUAGACA
Molecule: messenger RNA, 1995 nt
Organism: Vicugna pacos (alpaca)
Lineage: Eukaryota; Metazoa; Chordata; Mammalia; Artiodactyla; Camelidae
Source: RefSeq, a predicted model, not a curated record